Molecule: messenger RNA, 1485 nt
Organism: Salvia splendens (bonfire salvia)
Lineage: Eukaryota; Viridiplantae; Streptophyta; Magnoliopsida; Lamiales; Lamiaceae
Product: dual specificity protein phosphatase 12
Exons: 7
Coding region: 229-1317 (362 amino acids)
Biological process (GO): protein dephosphorylation
Molecular function (GO): protein tyrosine/serine/threonine phosphatase activity
Source: RefSeq, a predicted model, not a curated record
UUCUAUAAAACUUCAAACGCGAGUGGAAAUCGCAUAGCGAAAAAGGAACAGGAAUAUUCAGCUUCCUUCUUCGUUAGCCCGCCAACACUCCUCGGCGAAUCACCGGAAUAUCCCAUCUCCGGCCCAAGAUGGACAUUUGAAAUCAGCACAAGUAUAUGACUUUAAAGUCUAUUAUUUCUUCUCUCUAGUCUCCAUCCAUUUGAGAUAGGUGCAAGUGUUCGUGCUGGUAUGCCGUACCUGGUGCGUGAGCAUUUAUUUAUUGGCAACAUUGGUGAUGCUGCGGACGUUCUCCAGAAGGACUGUAAUGAAAUCACACAUAUACUGUCAGUUCUUAGUUCAGAAUCCAUUUCUUUCUUCUCAGAGUGGCGUAGUGGGAUCUCAAUUCCGAGCAAAGAAAUCCGGAAGGUCUAUGCUGGGGACUCAGGAUCGGAGGAUGUUCCACAUGACAUGUCAAAGUCUGCUUUAUCACCAGAUAAGCUGCUUUAUUCACUGGAGUAUGCUGGUAAGGAUUUGAAGAUUGUGAGGAUGGCUGUACCUAUAAGGGAUAUGGAAAGUGAAAAUUUGCUGGACCAUUUGGAUGUGUGCUUGGAUUUUAUUGAAGAUAGUUGGAAAGAAGGUUCAGUUCUUGUCCACUGCUUUGCAGGCGUAUCAAGGAGUGCAGCAAUAAUUACAGCAUACCUGAUGAAAUGUGAACAGCUACCAUUAGAAGAUGCUAUUGAAUCCUUGAAGCAGAGCUGUGAAUCAGUGGGCCCUAAUGAUGGUUUCUUGGAGCAGCUGAAAAUGUUUGAACAAAUGGGGUUUAAAGUUGAUCGUGCAAGCUCCAUAUACAAGCGCUUUCGGUUAAAAGUAUUAGGCGAUUCCUAUAAUCGUGGGGAACAAAUAGAUGGUUCGAAGUUUGGUGCAGAUCCUGGACUGCCAGCAGGAACUGUUUCCUCAAAUGCUGAAGCAUCACCUGGCAUACAAGCCCCUCCUACUUGUGCAUUCCGAUGCAAAAAAUGCCGUAGAGUCAUUGCAUUGCAGGAAAAUAUUUUGGAUCAUGUUCCAGGAGAGGGUGAAUCAUGCUUUGAUUGGCAUAAAAGAAGGGGUGGAAGUCCUUUCAGAAGACCCGGUGAUGAGGGGUGUUCUUCCAUCUUUGUUGAGCCUCUUCGCUGGAUGAAAACAGUGGAAGAAGGUGGUCUUGAGGGCAAGCUGACAUGCGCCCACUGUGAAGCUCGACUAGGUUACUUCAACUGGUCAGGGAUUCAGUGCAGUUGCGGGAGUUGGAUCACACCGGCCUUUCAGCUUCAUAAAAGCCGAGUGGACAUCAGUACUAUCUAGAUCCAAACUGUGGAAGUUCCAUCGACUGCGUUAUAUGUGCUUUGGGUUUGCCUCAAGCGGCUCUUUCCUACUUGUGUUUGAAAUAAUUGCGAAUUUGCCGGUGUAUUCUGGCAUGAGUUCGAUACUUCGAUUGAUGAAGUAAAUUUUGUGUUUCCUGCUUGUGAUUAA